AUGAUCACCAAGUCUAUUUUGAGGGGUCCCCUGACCCUCUGGUACUGCAGCUUCAUCAACUCAGAGCAAUACCUGGACGAGCAGCUCCAGGAGAACAAAUACUUCCCAUUCCAGCUGCAGCAGCCGAAAGUGUUCGUGAUCGAGUAUUACAAGGACAUGAUCUGGAAAGCGCUGCUGUGCCUUGUCGUUUCCCUGAUUGCCAGCAUCUUCUACUUCAAAAAGGCCGGGAGCCACCAGGACAUAUCUGCUUUCUUCAUCUUCAGCAUGGUGACCGGCCUCUGGCUUCUGGUUAGCAACAUGAGCAAACGGCGACUGAUCAUCAACCACGCCAGGAACUUCUACCAGUUCUACAUUAAAGGCAUUCUCUGGCAGGAGGGGCCUUUGCACCAGAUCUACGUCCGACUCGUAGGCCAGCGAGACGCCUAUGGAAAGCUUUUCUACAGCCUCAUUAUCAAUGGAUACCGCCUGGAGGUCCUCACCCUGGUCCACUUGACCAGCAACUACGAGCUGAUCAAUACCCUCGGGCACCGCAUCGCACGCCACCUGAAUCUCAACUAUUUUGACUAUGAGGACAUCUCCAUGCGCCAUGUCAUCCGCCACCUUCCCCCUGAGGAGGAGUAUGAGGAGGAAGAUGAGGACACCAUGAGUGUGUAA
Candoia aspera is the source of this 654-nucleotide messenger RNA. It is a transcript of the gene CATSPERQ, whose product is annotated as transmembrane protein 249. Lineage: Eukaryota; Metazoa; Chordata; Lepidosauria; Squamata; Candoiidae. The coding region runs from base 1 to 654 and encodes 217 amino acids. The transcript has 5 exons. The record is from RefSeq and is a predicted model, not a curated record.